Monoraphidium neglectum is the source of this 3114-nucleotide messenger RNA. RefSeq names its product outer membrane adhesin like proteiin. NCBI's taxonomy places the organism in Eukaryota, Viridiplantae, Chlorophyta, Chlorophyceae, Sphaeropleales, Selenastraceae. The annotation marks the transcript as partial. Gene Ontology annotation, molecular function: signaling receptor binding. Gene Ontology annotation, biological process: anatomical structure development. The transcript has 11 exons. The record is from RefSeq and is a predicted model, not a curated record. Gene Ontology annotation, cellular component: cell surface; extracellular region.
AUGCAGCUCGUUCAGCAGGCCGGCCCUGGUUUGCUGGGUGUUGUGCCCAACCCUGCCAACAGCACCCUAGCGCUCGUCAGCGUGGGCCCAGCUGUGCCUGCGGUCGGCACCUUGGUUGUGAAGCCUGACGGGUCCUUUGUCUACACCUCUGUUCUCGGAUUUGCUGGCAACUUCACAGUCAACGUGACCUACAGCAACGGUGUCACCAACACGACCACCCCGGUGACGGUCUCGGUCACCGGCCCGGCGCCACCUGCGCCUGUUGCUGUGAAUAACGCAUUUACGUGCCCCAUUGGCGCCCCCUGCACCGUGGCCGGGCCUGGCGUACUGGCCAAUGGCAACAGCUCGUCUCCAGGAACCGUUCUCACCGUCGUGGGUUCGUCUACGCCAUCAGUGGGGAAUCUCACGCUGCAGCCCAAUGGGUCGUUUGUGUACAUCCCGCCAACGGGAUUCUCCGGGCCAGUCACCUUCCAGUACACAGUCAGCGACGGCUACUCCCUGCAGAAUGCGACUGGCACUGUCACCCUGCAGGUCGCGGCAGCGUGCAGCCCGCCGUGUGCCAACAACGGCACUUGUGUUGCCACCAACACCUGCAACUGCACUGGGACGGGCUUCACAGGCGCCACGUGCAGCACGCCCGUGCAACCGGCCGCCAGUGGCGGCGUCAUCACCUGCCCACGGGACGCCGUCUGCACUAAGGCCGGGCCUGGGUUGCUGGGCGUUGUGCCCAAUCCCGCCAACAGCACCCUUACACUCCUCAACGUGGGCCCGGCUGUGCCUGCGGUCGGCACCUUGGCUGUCAAGCCUGACGGGUCGUUUGUCUUCACCUCUGUCCUCGGAUUCGCGGGCAACAUCACGGUUAACGUGACCUACAGCGACGGCGUCAACAACACGACUGCCCCAGUGACGAUCUCCGUGACCGGAGCAGCGCCGCCGGCGCCUGUUGCUGGCAGCAAUGCGUUCACGUGCCCGAUCGGCGCCCCCUGCGUCGUGGCCGCGCCUGGCGUGCUGGCCAACAGCAACAGCUCAACCCCGGGCACUGUUCUCAAGGUUGUGGGUUCAACUGCGCCAUCUGUGGGCAGCCUUGCUCUGCAGCCCAAUGGGUCCUUUGUCUACAACCCACCAGCGGGCUUCUCCGGGCCAGUCACCUUCCAGUACACAGUCAGCGACGGCUACUCCCUGCAGAACGCGACUGGCACUGUCACCCUGCAAGUCGGGGCAGUGUGCAGCCCGCCGUGUGCCAACAACGGCAAAUGUGUUGCCACUAACACCUGCAACUGCACGGGAACGGGCUUCACGGGCGCCACGUGCAGCACGCCGUUGCAACCGGCCCCCAGUGGUGGAGCCGUCACCUGCCCGCGGGACGCCGUCUGCACCACUGGCGGCCCCGGGUUGCUGGGCCUCGUGCCGAACCCCAACAACCGCACCCUUACACUCCUCAACGUGGGCCCGACUGUGCCUGCGGUCGGCAGCUUGUCUAUUAGGCCUGAUGGGUCUUUUGUCUUCACAUCAGUCCUCGGUUUCGCAGGCAACAUCACGGUCAACGUGACCUACAGCGACGGCUCUACCACUAGGACCGUCCCAGUGACAAUCUCCGUCACCGGCGCGGCGCCGCCGGCCCCCAUCGCGGUCAACGACGCGUUCACCUGCCCCAACGAUGCACCCUGCACGGUGCCCGGGUCUGGCGUGCUGGCCAAUGACAACAGCUCGACCCCAGGCACCGUUCUUACAGUUGUGGGUUCGUCUGCGCCGUCAGUGGGGAACCUCGCGCUGCAGCCCAACGGGUCGCUUGUGUUCAUCCCGCCGACGGGUUUCUCGGGGCCCGUCACCUUCCAGUACACAAUCAGCGACGGCUACUCCCUGCGCAACGCAUCUGCGAACGUCACCCUCCAAGUCGACUCGUCCAGCUCGCCCAGUGACGCCGGGAUGGAGGUGAACAUCCGGCUCGUCCUCAGCACCGCCGAUAAUCUGACGGUCACCGCCGCCGCGUGCCCCGGGGACGUGACGAAGCUGACGGCGCUGGCGGACCAGUUUGCCGUGAAGCUGCGCGGGACCGAGGGCGUCACCUCUGUGACCAUGAUGGCCGUGAAGUGCGAGUUCAUAGACAACAAUAAGGUGCUCGUCACUUUCGCCACCAACGUGGCCAGCUCCUCGUCCUCGGCUGUGUCCUCUCUCCUCGGGAACAUCAACUCCCCCCGCAACGUCGGCGCGCCGCAGCCGGCCCUGGGCCUCUGCGCGUCGCCCCUACUGGGGUCGCUCUGCCGCAGCACCAGCUUCGGAUCUCUCAAGGUUGUGGACGGCUGCGCGACGGUCAACCUGCAGUGCACCCCGGCCACCCUGGCAGCCAAAAAAUGCGUCGUGGCGACAGGCACGGUCGGAGGGUUCAUCGUCGUCCGCAACCCGACAACCAGGGCUGCGACCGCGUUCUUCGAGGGGGACGUGCAGGGGGCGGACGGGGAGGUGGUGGACACCGCCGACACCGCGGCUGGCGGCGCGCGCAGGCUGCUAGCCACCGUGCAGCCAAAGAACGCCGUGUUCCAGGCGUGCUGCGUGAGCCCCAAGCAGAGGGAGCCGCCGAAGGGCAACGCGCCCACCUGCAAGCGGAUCAACGUCGGCAAGAAGAUGAACCGGCUGAAGCGGCUGUCCAAGUGCAAGUGCCUGAACCUGCGGGAGUUUGUCAAGGCCGCAAUGACGACAAAGGUUACAGCUAAAAGCAGCGCUGCCCACUUUGUUGCAAGCUACCCCUUCACCGCGGGCCUGGCCACUCAGGUGUGCGCACUCAAACCAACCAAGAAGAACCCGGCACGCUGCGUCACCCAGACGCAAAAUUCCGGGUAUGCGACCGUCUCGUGCCUUGGCCCCGCCGGCAACGGCAACGGCACGAACGUCCUGUCCGUUGAGUUCGAGUCGGCGCGGGGCUUCUCGGUGGGGCGCCUAAACACCGUCGUGGCGACAUGCAGCAACAGCAAGUUCACGACCAUCAGCUCUUGCAACAUCGCAAACGGCAACGGCGUGGUCGUCACCAACACGCCGUCGGGCGGCGUCCGGCUUGCCUCUGCGGAGUUGGACGCCGGCUGCCUGUGCAAGGCCACGGGGCGCCGGCCCGUAGUGAUG